AUGUGCGACGGGCCCAGCGGCUCCGCGGCAGACGGGGCCGCGAAGGAGGAGGGCGAGGACAUUGCAGCCCUCCCGGCCCAGCCGGGAGGGCACCCUUGGCGGUUGGGGAAGCCGGUUGUUCCCCUACGGCUCCGACCACGAGGGCGUCGACGUCGACGUCUUCGUCUCGGAGGUUUCGAGCGCUUUUGGAGGUUCUCGCUUCCGCAGCUGGAGCUGGAAGCGGCUCGGAAAACUGGACAGGAGCGGUUGGCGCAAAACCAGAUCGUGAUUGUGCACGGGCUUGCUGGUGCUCCGCAGCUGAACGGCCUCGCCGCGAGAGCCUUAAGGUUUGUGGAGGAGAAGGGGCGGUACAUUGUUCUAUUCCCCAGCGACGGGAGCCAGAAGCUGCUGCGACCCGACAACCUGCGGCCACUGGCGACCGACGAGGCCAAGGUGCAGGAGCUGCUGGGGCUGGCCUCGCGGGCGGCCGCCGCGCGGCUGCGGGAAUCUAUGGAGGGCGAGGAGCUCGGAUUCCCGGACCUGGAGGACUGCAGCCGUUGCCCUACGUUUCUUUGCUGGGCGACCCCGCCGUGCCCCAACUUGCAGUGCCCGGCGUGCCACGCCACGCAGUGCCCGCCGGCGGCGGGUUGCCCUGCUUGCGAGGCGGCGGGCGAGCGUUCGCAUUGCGAGGCGGGCGGGGCGGCGGGCUUCCUGCUGGGGCUCCUGCUCGGGCUGGCGGUGGUGAGUGCGGGCUGGUCAGCGGCGCUGUGCGUGAAGCAGGCGACGGUGCGGAGGCAGCCGCAGAGUUCGCUCGUGAACGAUGCCAGCGCUGGAGCUGGACGUGGCCUAGUUGAGGGCGAGCUCGUCAUCCAGACCCCGGACGGGGACGUCUACAUCGAGGACUUCCAGGCGUUUCGGAGCUCGGACAUCGCGGAGAUCGCGUGGGAGACGGAGGCGGGGCGGACGCCGACUGAAGUUGGAGACGACGGGACCUGCGUCUUCGGGGCGUUCCCACGCGGGAGGACGCCCGAGGAGCGCGCCGCUCUUCGGGCGCUUCCGCCUGCGAGCUCCGACGCCCGCGCGCCGAGCGUUCAGUUCAACGGGCAGGGGGUCAGGCAGCGUUUGCGGCGCGACGCGGUGCUCAGGAUCCAGGAGGUGGACGUCAAGGACUGGCCCAUGCCCUGGCCGCGCACAGGAAGUGCUUUGGCGCGCGCAGUUCGUGGAUCGGCGGGGAGGGGUCCCAUGGGCCACCGCCGCUGGUGGGCGUCGCAUCUCAAGCUGACGCCGGCGGACUUCGGCGCGCAGGAGCACGAGCGCGGGAUGCGGGCUUUCCAGUUCUUCAGGGAGUACGACCAGGUGGACUUCCCGAACUUGGGGGGCUGGAGGCGAUCCUGCGACGCUGCCAGGAUGGCGCGUCACAAGCCAGGGCCAGAGGACGACCCCACCCUGCUGGCCAUGAGGGGGAGCGCGGUGAGCAUCGUGCCCGCGCGGUUUUUGCUGCUCAGCGUGACGCGCUGCCCCUGGGAGCGCCUGGUCGCGAGUCCCGCGGCGGUAGCCUGCCCUUGCUGUCGCGGUCAGUCCGACGGCGCGUGGAGGCGAGGGGGCACCGCUCAAGCUGGGAGUCCGGCGCGGCUCGGGCGCCCCUUGAGCUCGGGGGCUAUGCCGGCGCAGACGCCGGGGAGACCUCGCCAGAGCAAGUCAGACCUCCUGUGCAAUCUCGGUGAGUCGCACGUUCGGACGUGCAUCUCGCAGCGCGGGGAGCCCCGCGCUGGCCCCGCGGAUGCGAGCGAGCUCGAGCGCAGAGGCCUUUGCUCGCGCCCCGUGGAGGCCGGGCCUGGAGGCGGGGCCCUCGGCUUGAUGUUCUCGAGCGACCGCCCGACGGUGAAGGGAAACAGCCAGAUGGGCGUGCGGGCCUCGGACCUGAUCUGCUUCUGCUCGAGGGACCUGUUCGCUCCUGUUUGCACCCGCGCGUUGGCAACUGACGCUCCUGAGUGGGGUCUCGGGGCGAUGGAGACUGAAGGCCUCGAGGCCGACGUCGAGCGCGCCGCGAGCUUUUCGGGGCGCGGAGGUUCAAGAAGGGCGGCGAGGGGUCCCGCGAGCAGGCCCGGGGGGCGGAUCGAGGAUAUGCAGACCACGGGGGAGGAGGUGAAGGAGGUGAAGAUGACGCAGGAGGUGGGCGGGCGUGUGUGCCUGGAGCGAGGCGUGGACCUCGCUGCUCGUUCGUUGAUCGAUGGGCCCUGGAAGGUGGCGAAGUCUCAAGGAGUCCCAGGAGGCGGAGCUGGCCGCGCCGCCGCGCGGGCCGACAGUCACAAGCAGCAGUUCGCCCCCGGCGAGUGCCGGCAAGGCUCGGCUGCGCAGAGAGGGCCCGAGACGGCGCACCUGAGCUACCUGCAGGCGGCGAGCGCGCGCCCAGGGGCCCGGCAGCUGUAUCUGGCGAGCUGGAGGAUGUUCGUGGAGUGGGCGAAGGACCACCGCCCCCCCCUCACCUCCGAGUGCCAGGUGGGGAACGCGAAGUACUUCGAGGCUCUGCGAGGCUGGAGUCUGAAGUGCCGUGGCAUGUCGAGGCUGCCGACGCCCUGGGAGGUAGUGCGCCUCCACUGCGACUGGCUCGUGGGCGAAGGCUACUGGAGUAUGGCUGCAGCUGUCCUGAUGUGCGCGGUUUUCUACUUGACACCGAGCGAGGCACUGGGGCUUCUGAGGUGCCAGCUGGCCCCGCCCCUGACCUUCGGGGGCCAGCGCCGCUCCAGGUGGACUGCGAUCCUUCGCCCGAUGGAGCUGGGGCAGCCGUCGAAGGUGAACAAGUGGGGCGAUUCUCGGCCUCUCGACCUGCAUGGAAGGCUGACGGAGCAGUUGCACUACCUGCCGCGCGGCGUGCAGCUUGCUGCGGGCAGCUGCGCCUCCGAGAUUGGCGCCAUCAUGAACAGGGCAGCUGUGUUUGUGGUCGCGCUCGUGGCCGCGCUGGCGUUCGUGUUCGACAUCGCGCCCGUGGGUGCGCUGGCGGCCGUGAUGCUGGUCAUGGUGGUCGUCGUGCUGGUGGCGGUUGCGCUGGUGGUCGCGCGCGCGGCCGUGCCGGAAGUCAGGGCCGGGGCGGGGGGCGCAGGGCGCGUUCCGGCGGCCUGA
Prorocentrum cordatum is the source of this 3099-nucleotide messenger RNA. NCBI's taxonomy places the organism in Eukaryota, Dinophyceae, Prorocentrales, Prorocentraceae. The record is from the annotation of a GenBank genome assembly.